Molecule: messenger RNA, 960 nt
Organism: Acanthoscelides obtectus
Lineage: Eukaryota; Metazoa; Arthropoda; Insecta; Coleoptera; Chrysomelidae
Source: the annotation of a GenBank genome assembly
AUGAUAGCAAAGCAAAAGAAACCUGAUAGUAUCGGUGAAGAAUUAAUAAAACCAUGUGUUCUGAAAGUCACGAAGAUAAUUUUAAGAGAAGAUGCAGAGCAAAAAAUGAAGUCUAUUCCUCUUUCGAAUAACACAGACAAGCGUAUAAUUGAUGACAUUGCAGCAGACAUAAAGUCACAAAUAAUUAACAAAAAGAAACUUAUUGGACUUUGCACAGAUGGCGUACCUGCAAUGAUAGAUGUACAAUCGGGCUUAGCUAAAAAGCUCAAGGAAAAAGAUUACGCAAUGGUUAGUACACAUUGUGUUAUUCAUCUUCAAGCUUUGGCUUCCAAAACAUUGCCACAGAAAUUACGCCAGACUUUGUACUCGGCUAUAAGGAUUGUAAACUACAACAAGAGCAGCGCUUUGAACAGUCGGUUAUUUACUUUACUUUGCGAGGAUCUCGAUUCUGAUCACAAAGUUCUUCUGUUCCACACAGAAGUACGCUGGCUGUCCAAAGGCAACAUGUUGGCUCGCCUUUAUGAAUUGAAAGAAGAAGUUCUUUUUCAUGAGUCCAAAGAAAAACACGAUUUUUUGAUGUUCAAAAAUUACACAUUUCAAUGGAGGUUGGCUUAUUUAACUGACAUAUUUGACUCCUUGAAUGAGCCAAACUUGAAACUUCAGAGCAGAAACAACAUUAUAAUAAGCAAUUACGAUUAUAUUCAGGGGUUCAUAUCAAAGCUUCAACUUUGGAAUCAAAAAGUGUCUUCUGAUAAUGUUAUAUGUUUUUCUCGGCUGUUUGAAGCAAUUAAAAAUAACAUACUGGACGCAAAUUUAAAAGAUCAUUUGCAAACGCUGGAAGACGAAUUGCGCCGAUACUAUCGAGACAUCAAUAGGGCACAUGACAAGAAAUCCAUUUGUUGUCGAUGUGUCACAAUUACCAGAAGCAGUUCAGGAAUAAUUUCUAGAAAUGAAGGCUGA